UUAUUUUUUUGAGAUCAGUACCUCCGACAAUCCGAAGCGACCACGUGCACAUUUAAGGUAUCCGAUUAUCAAUCGGUUGGCUGUCCAAAUGGCUGUCGAUUAAUUUCACAAUUUACGGUUUUGCAAUAAAGCUAGUAAAAUGUCUAUCAGACUAGUAUCAUUGGUUUUACUAAACAAAUCUGCUGGUCUCUCCUCAUUGCCAGUUAGCCAAUGUCUUUGUCCCUCUGUUUCUUCUUAUAUUUUUAAAAGAUAUACAAGAAAAAGUACAUCUCGGUUUCCUGCUGAAGAUGCAGUAACACGACUCGAAGAUAUGGCAAGGAAGUUUCAACCCCCUCCUUAUAGUAAAAAUCCUUUAGAUACUCCAGCUGACAGCGGAAUAAAGUUGGAUUCAACAGACAUUGCAAAAUCAGUUUACUAAUCCAGCAAACAAACCGUAUUGGCGAUUUGUUAAGGAAGUAGAAAAACCAAGAGUAAUUAAUGCUGCAUUAAGUGCAGUGAGUGAAAAUGACCUUUAUGCCCAAGUUACAGUUCGCUUGCAUACUGAGCAGAUUUUGACUAUACGAGAUCGCUUUAAUCGCAUUGUUACAGGUGAUCCUAAAACACCUCGCUCAGUAAUCGAUUAUGUUGUGUUUGAAAGACAUUUACCAGAUCCUUAUGGAAAGUGGCGAAUAUGUGGCAAACUAAAUCCACGCUAACAUUUAAAUGUAAAAACUCAUUUUGAAAUACACGUUUAUAUUAA
Hydra vulgaris (swiftwater hydra) is the source of this 739-nucleotide messenger RNA. NCBI's taxonomy places the organism in Eukaryota, Metazoa, Cnidaria, Hydrozoa, Anthoathecata, Hydridae. The record is from RefSeq and is a predicted model, not a curated record.